This is a messenger RNA of Pundamilia nyererei, 952 nucleotides long. RefSeq names its product PAXX non-homologous end joining factor (gene paxx). The record is from RefSeq and is a predicted model, not a curated record. Gene Ontology annotation, biological process: double-strand break repair via nonhomologous end joining. Gene Ontology annotation, cellular component: nucleus; nonhomologous end joining complex; site of double-strand break. NCBI's taxonomy places the organism in Eukaryota, Metazoa, Chordata, Actinopteri, Cichliformes, Cichlidae. Gene Ontology annotation, molecular function: molecular adaptor activity. The transcript has 7 exons. The coding region runs from base 40 to 747 and encodes 235 amino acids.
AGUCUGCAAGCCAGUGAAGUAACCAUUCCAAGCCAGAAGAUGGCGCUUGUCAAAGGUGUCUGGCACUCAUGCUAUGAAACGGUGUACUCUUGCAAGAGUGCAAGAGGCAUACGCUUGUUUUUCUUUUGUUCUUCUGUGAACCAUAGUGGAGACAUGGAUGUUAGUGUAAAUUCCUAUUGUACCGUGUUGGAUAAAACAAGCCAAUCUAAAUUCCUUUGUUACACUCGCAGGAAAGACGGAAUGCUUAGUGUCUGUCUGACAGAUGCUGCAAAUGUCUGGAGUGUGGAGUACACUAAGGACAGUCUGAAGCACCUUGGGCAGCGGUUUGCCUUAAAAUCUACAGAGGAUUAUGUCUUAAAACUCAGGGCAUCCUGCAAUAGUGGAGAUGUGUCUGUUUCCGUGCAUGAGGUUGGUGCAGAGCUGCGUUUGGGAUCCAGUCCAGGAGACCUGAGUGUAACUCUGUCCAGACUGGAAGGUCCACAGGCCACAGACAAGUUGAGGGAGCUGCUGUUCACGAUGGCUGACAGCCUCACACAGCUUGACAGUGGCCCCUCAAGUGGACCCCCCUCAGCCAGUCCAGUGAAAAACCAAAGACGGCCCACAGAGUUUGAGCCCUGGCAGCAGCAGAGCAGCGCUCCAGCAAUGACCAUGAAGAGAAGACUUCCGGGGUCCUCGCUCAUCAACCCUGGGGUUAAAAAAAAGCAGCAAGCGACUGGCGUUGCCUUUGAUGAUGCAGAUGAAGACUGAUCUUCCUCCUUGUACUCAUAGUCCUGCUGCGCAGCCAGAGAUGAAUGAUCUUUUAAUCCACUAACAGAACAUGAAAACCUCAGUGCAUAUUUAUGGGAUCAAAGCUUAAACUUUAACUGCUUUUUAUUAAACAAUGACUUUUAAUGCUAUAUAAUGGUUGUCUCCAAUAAAUGAUUGAAUGAUAAUUUGUAAUAAAAUGACAUAA